GGAAGCCCUACUGAUAGCUAGGUUGUUCUAAUUACACAUACUUUCGAAACAUCUAAUUACUAUAAAUUUUUCUGAAUCUAUGCACUGCAUCUGUCCUCAUCUUCUUCCCAAAUGGCAAAUGAUAAACAACAAUGAGAAAUUCUGAAGUACAGACAAGAAAAAAAAAGAUGGAGUAGAAUGAUUAAUAUAGCAGCAACCACUGAACAUCGCUGGCAAACCUUAUCGAGGCAACAAUUUACUUUUCAAAAACACCAACAGGUAAUUCCCUUUGAAUCCACUCCAUCCAUAUAAACACUUCUCCUAUCCUAUUCUCCUCUUUAUACAUUUUUCACACCUUUGAAUUAUCCAUCUAAUACUUCCCCUAAAUCUUUAAAAUCUCAUCGUACCGUUUCUCGGGUCAACUUUUACAGCGAAGAAGAUCAUGCAUUCGAAAAGAAUACAAUUGCACAUCAAAGAUCACAAAGUGGUUUUGGACAAUGGCUUCGUCAGACUCACGCUGUCGAAGCCGGAAGGAUUUAUAAUUGCCAUUAAAUACCACAAUAUCGACAAUCUGCUCGAGAUUGCCAAUGAAGAAUCUAACAGAAUGUAUUGGGAUCUUGUUUGGAGUCCACCGGGAAGCACUGGAACCACCGGAACAUUCGAAAGGAUUAACGCGACAAGUUUUAGAGUGGUUGUGCAAACAGAGGAACAAGUCGAGCUAUCAUUCUCGAGGCCAUGGGACAUUUCCCUCGAGGGAAAACUUGUUCCACUAAACAUAGAUAAGAGGUUCAUAAUGCUUAAUGGUUCAGCUGGAUUCUAUUCUUACGCCAUCUAUGAACGGCCGGAGGGCUGGCCUGGAUUUAACCUGGACGAGACAAGAAUUGUGUUCAAGCUGAGGAAAGACAGGUUUCAGUAUAUGGCUAUGGCAGAUAAUAGGCAAAGAUACAUGCCUUUACCAGAUGACAGAUUGCCUGGUAGAGGCCUACCACUGGACUAUCCUGAGGCUGUUCUUUUAGUCGAUCCUAUUGAGCCUGAAUUUAAAGGAGAGGUAGACGACAAGUACCAGUAUUCUUGCGACAACAUAGAUGGGAAGGUCCAUGGAUGGAUAUGCAGAGAUCAACCAGAAGCUGUGGGGUUUUGGCAGAUCAUGCCGAGCAACGAAUUCAGAACUGGAGGACCCUUCAAGCAAGAUCUCACCUCUCAUGUUGGCCCAAUCACUCUUGCUAUGUUUGUUAGUGCUCACUAUGGAGGGGAAGAUGUGGUGAUUAAAUUCGAAGAAGGUGAAGCUUGGAAGAAAGUAUUUGGGCCAAUCUUUAUGUACCUCAAUUCAACGGCUGAUGGAGCCGAUCCUCUCACCCUUUGGGAAGAUGCCAAAUCACAGGCAGAAGAACAAAACAAAAGCUGGCCUUACAGUUUUCCAGCAUCAGAGGAUUUCCCACCUUCAGCUCAGAGGGGCACACUUAAUGGCAGAUUACUUGUUGCCGACAGGUCCAUGAGUGAUGAUUAUAUGCCUGCAAAUGGAGCACACAUUGGCUUGGCACCCUUUGCCGAUCAAACUGGAUCUUGGCAAACAGAAGGCAAGGGAUAUCAAUUUUGGACAACAUCAGAUGAAAAGGGCAAUUUUUCCAUCACCAAUAUUCGAGCAGGGGACUACUGUCUCUACGCAUGGAUCCCAGGUUUUAUCGGGGACUACAGACAUGGCAAGCAGAUUACCACAACUCCAGGAGUCUCCAUUGACAUUGGCAACCUCCUGUAUGAGCCCCCAAGGGAUGGACCAACCCUGUGGGAAAUAGGCAUCCCUGACAGGUCUGCUAGAGAAUUUUACAUCCCCGAUCCAGAUCCGAAUCUUGUAAACAAACUAUAUUGCAAUCAUCCGGACAGGUUCAGGCAAUAUGGACUGUGGAGAAGAUACUCUGAGCUCUAUCCUAAUGGUGAUUUAGUGUAUACAGUUGGGGAGAGCAAUUAUGCUACAGACUGGUUCUUUGCCCAUGUUACCAGAAAGAAUGGAAAUACGUACCAAGCAACAACAUGGCAGAUCAAGUUCAAACUGGAUGCCAUCCAACCAGGAGGAACGUACAAAUUGAGAUUGGCACUCGCAUCUGCAAAUCAAGCUCUGCUCGAGGUCAGGAUCAACAAUCCAGGAGAAAAUCCGCCAUUGUUCAGUAGCGGAGCAAUCGGGAAGGAUAACGCAAUCGCCAGACAUGGGAUCCAUGGCCUCUACUGGCUCUUCAGCGUGGAUUUGCCGGCGGCUUCUCUCGUCCAUGGCGACAACAAGAUCUAUUUAACACAAGCGAAUGCUGAGACGCCGUUGCAGGGAGUUAUGUACGAUUACAUCCGUCUCGAAGCGCCUCAAUAA
Andrographis paniculata is the source of this 2335-nucleotide messenger RNA. RefSeq names its product probable rhamnogalacturonate lyase B. The record is from RefSeq and is a predicted model, not a curated record. Gene Ontology annotation, molecular function: catalytic activity; carbohydrate binding. The coding region runs from base 422 to 2335 and encodes 637 amino acids. The transcript has 15 exons. NCBI's taxonomy places the organism in Eukaryota, Viridiplantae, Streptophyta, Magnoliopsida, Lamiales, Acanthaceae. Gene Ontology annotation, biological process: carbohydrate metabolic process.